UUUCGCUGUCGUUUGCUUCGCACAUUAAAAAACGCGUAUUUGAUCGACAUUCGCGCUACAUUUUUCUUCGCUUCCAUUACCGCGUAUCGGGAACUAGUGCGUGCUGAAAAUAAAUUCGCCAGAAAAUGAGAAUGGGAUACUUAACGAUCACAUUAGCAGUUUGUUUCGCUCUAUUCGCGGUAGUUCAAGAAGCUGCCGCAGAUGAUGACAACAACAAACCGCUAAUCUACUUCGACAAGGGCAGAAUCGGGGUGAAUUUCCUGGGAUUCAGAGCGGCCGCAGGACUCGGCGGUCUCCUGACAGGAAACGCCGCCGAUGGGGGCCUGUACGCCGAAGCGGGGACACCAUUCGGACAGUUCGCCCAUGCUGGAGUCGGGGGACAAACGGACGAAGGCAGAUCCGGAGGCGGUUUGUUCGCAGGAGCUACAGCAGGAAACGGUGUUGCUGCGAAGGCUGGUUUAGGAGGAGUUUCGGGAGCGAACGGGGCGAGAGGAGCUUCAUAUGCUGGAGCAACGGCCGGUGGAAGGAGUAAAUCUACUAUUAAAAUAUUCGGAGGUCCUUUGGAUGAUGCUAAUGUAGAACAGGAUCCGUUAGAAGGUAAUGUUCAGAAAGUACCUCUCAGGAAAAAAGCCACUGAAACUAAGAUUAUCGCUGACGAAAAAUUGGAUGAUGCUGAUGCUCCACCUGUACUUCUCGAUGUCAGGGGAAGAGCUGAUUUCCCACCGGUAUACAUUGAAAAAACUAAAUACAGGUUACGCAGGAGACCACACUACAAGCGAAAGCAUCUCAUUAUUACGAACGGAGGAAUAGACAAUUUGCCGGGACCACCCAUAGCUCCACUGCCCGAUUUCAUACCCGAACCUGUACCUGUUGAUGCUGGCAUUGCACCAGUUGGCGCCACAAAAACAGUAACAAUCAGAAAAACUAUUAAUCCUCAAGUUAUUAACGAUGCUUUUAAUAUCCCAAUCUCGACGUUAGAGGCAGUGUCGAAAUUGGUGGGAGGAAUAACCAAAAACGUCGAAGUUAAUAAAGAAGUUUCCAUUAAGGCAGAGGGGACCAAAUAUUAAAUAGGCUUAUUAGUUUUUGAAAAUGUAGAAUUAGUGAACUAGAAAUGUAGAAUUUGAUACCAGUAUUUUUUUAAACUUAGAGCUUUACCGACAUGUUUAUAUAUCUAAGAUAAUAAAGUUGUAUAAAAAUUUGA
Messenger RNA from Phyllotreta striolata, 1201 nucleotides. The record is from the annotation of a GenBank genome assembly. Lineage: Eukaryota; Metazoa; Arthropoda; Insecta; Coleoptera; Chrysomelidae.